GUUUUUGUUUACAUCCCAUUCAAUUUGAUUGCGAAAACCUUGAUUUUCAUCGCCUUUCUGUCCACUGCUGGCCAGGAUGAAUGCGUUCAGCUCAACGGCGGUACUGAUGAAGUGCCGAAUCUGCCUGGGCGACUCCGAGGAGGGCACAAUGAGCUCUCUGUUCGAAGGAGAGGAGCCCCUGAACGAGAAGGUCGAGUUUUGCUGUGGGAUUAAGGUUCGCCUAUCCCCUAGUAUACCCGGAAAGGCCUGCAGCAGCUGUAGAGAAUUCGUGCAAAUGUGGUUCAACUUCCGCCAGAUGUGCCUCAACUCGCAGAUUUACUGGGAAACCAGUUGUCCGGACUCGGAGAGACCGGAGGAGCUGACACAGGCCAGCGAUGGCGAGUACAUGGAGUACCUUUAUGAUAAACUGCAGGUGAAUUUGGGCCACGAGAAUAACUAUCAAGAGAUUAGCCAAACGGUGGAGGAGGAGGAGGAUGAGCAGCUGGAGGAUCAAUCACAGGAAGUUCUCGAGGUCAACGGAUUCAUCGGAAACGAACCGAUCGAGGAGGAGGAGGAUGAGCCCAUCAAGGAGAGUCCUGAAAUAUUGAUUUCCCACUUUGACUCCUAUGUAAACGAUCCUGAGCUGGAGGAAAUCAUUGAAGAUAAGGGCGAGCUCGUCGAGGAUUCUUGCCUUCUAGGCGGCGAGUACUAUGAGGUGGACUACGAGCAGGAGGACCUCAACGAAGAGGAAUAUCUUUCGCCCACUCCCAUCUCCAAGAGGGACAAACGCAAGCCAGGAAGGCCCCGCAAACCGGACAGCGAACUCAAGUUCAAGCGCAAGGAUAUCCAGUCCAAAAGAAAACCGAUUAAGGAUAAGACCAAGGACGAGGAUAAGUUUAUGUGCAAUCUGUGCGGCAACGUGUACUACAAGAAAUCCGUUUUCACCGCUCACAUGAUGACCCACACGGAAUAUAAGCCUCACCAAUGCGAAAUCUGCACCAAAUCCUUUCGACAAAUGGGCGAGUUGCGGGCCCACAUACGUCGUCACACGGGCGAGCGUCCCUACAAGUGUAUGUACUGCGAGCGGCACUUCUACGACCGCAGCGAACGGGUUCGCCACGAGCGAGUGCACACCAAUACGCGUCCUUACGCCUGCCAGGAGUGCGGCAAGACCUUCACGCACACGGCCAUCCUCAAGAACCACAUCCUGUCUCAUUCCGCCGAGAAGAAUUACAACUGUGACACAUGCUCCAAGUCAUUUACUUUGCUGCACCAGUUGAAGGCACACCUGCAAACGGUCACGCACCGCAACAAAAUGGAGCAAGCCAUUCCCAGAUCCGCCGACUUUAUGCAAAGUUAA
Molecule: messenger RNA, 1339 nt
Organism: Drosophila takahashii
Lineage: Eukaryota; Metazoa; Arthropoda; Insecta; Diptera; Drosophilidae
Product: transcription factor Ouib
Biological process (GO): regulation of transcription by RNA polymerase II
Cellular component (GO): nucleus
Molecular function (GO): RNA polymerase II cis-regulatory region sequence-specific DNA binding; DNA-binding transcription factor activity, RNA polymerase II-specific; zinc ion binding
Source: RefSeq, a predicted model, not a curated record